GUUACUGUAGUGAAGUGAUUUAACUGGAUUAACAAAUACCCGCCAAUUAAUUUAAACCUGAGAAUGAUGAUGAUUUAGCCAACACCCAUUAACUUAUCAUCUCCACCUUCUUGUCUCCCUCAAUUCAUUUAUUAAUCAACUACAAUUCAAAUUGUUGGAACACCACCAGAAACCAUUAACCAAAAUUAAACGAACAUGUUAAAUUAUUUAGUGAAAGAGUUUGAUAAUUUCCUAUCAAAAGGUGACCCUCGAGUCGCUAAUUUACCGUUAAUGUCAAGUCCAUUUCCAGUGGCAGCGAUUUGUCUUGCAUAUGUUUUAUUCGUGAAAAAAAUUGGACCAAAUUUAAUGACCCACCGGAAGCCAUUCGAGGUUCGAACGGCAAUGAUAAUAUAUAAUUUUACGAUGGUCGCAUGUUCAUCGUUCGUUGUUUACACCGAGAUUGUUUACCAUUGGAUUCAACCAGGAACUUCGUUAACCUGUGAUCCAGUUGAUUAUUCAUCUAAUCCAAUUGCCGUGCGAAUUGUUUAUAAUUGUUAUUUUUAUUUCUUAUUGAAAUUCGUUGAAUUUACCGAUACCCUUUUCUUUGUUGUUCGUAAAAAGAACGAUCAAAUUUCUAACCUUCAUGUUAUCCACCAUGGACUUUUACCUUUCUCCGUUUGGUGGGGAGCCAAAUUUGUCCCCGGAGGGCAUGCAACCUUUUUCGGUUUCAUCAAUUCAAUUGUCCACGUAAUCAUGUACACUUAUUACGGUUUAGCCGCGAUCGGACCUUCCAUGAAACCUUACCUAUGGUGGAAAAAGUAUCUCACCAUUUUUCAACUGAUCCAAUUCGUGGCCAUAGGAGUUCACUCAUUCCAAUUGUUCUUACAACCCGAUUGUUCAUUUCCCAAAAUUUUCGGUCUCUGGAUUGGAUCACAUGGUAUUUUAUUCUGGUUCCUAUUCAGUGAUUUUUAUCGUAAAACUUACAAUCGAUUCACCGCAUCCCUUUCAUCAUCAACAUCAUCAUUAAGAUUAUCAUCUAAAUCAUCAAUUCCAUCAGCAUCACCAUCUUCAUGUAAUAAUCAACAACAACAACAACAACAACAACUGAAUGAUUCCAAUGGGAAUUUCAAGAAAGUCAAUUAGUUAAUUAUGUUUUUCUCUAACCUAAUGAAUCUAUUUUUUUACCAAAAUCUAUUUUUUUUGCUCCCAGUUGAUUGUCAACAAUUUUUUUCUCUUCCAAAAUUUCACCUUCCUCCCCAAUCUCACCCACUAUUCCCACUCUUCUCACUCUUCCCACUCUACCCAAAAACCCACUACAAUUACUAUUAAUUGGUGAAUUUAUUAUCGAUUACAAUUAACUCUUAUUGACCCUGGUCACUAUUAUCUUCAUCAUCUCAAAAAUCACAACAACAACAACAACAGUUACUUAUCAAUUCGUUGAUAAUAGUUUUUCCGUUUUCACAAUUAACUGAUAAUAAAUACUUGUGAAAUUAACAAAAACAACAAUUAAUAACAAUUUAAACACACAGAAAGAUGAUAAUUAAAAAAAGUAUAUAUUUUGUCUCUUAAUUACAAACAAA
Panonychus citri (citrus red mite) is the source of this 1559-nucleotide messenger RNA. RefSeq names its product elongation of very long chain fatty acids protein 7-like. The transcript has a single exon. Gene Ontology annotation, cellular component: endoplasmic reticulum membrane. Bases 196 to 1122 code for a protein of 308 amino acids. NCBI's taxonomy places the organism in Eukaryota, Metazoa, Arthropoda, Arachnida, Trombidiformes, Tetranychidae. The record is from RefSeq and is a predicted model, not a curated record. Gene Ontology annotation, biological process: fatty acid elongation, saturated fatty acid; very long-chain fatty acid biosynthetic process; sphingolipid biosynthetic process. Gene Ontology annotation, molecular function: fatty acid elongase activity.